GGGGCAGAGGGAGGGAGACAAUGUUACGGCGCUUUCCCCUGCUGUGAUUUGAAGUGGAAUUUAUAUAUUUUUAUUUUUUUAUUUAUUUAUAUAUUUAUUUAUUGAAAAACAAAUUAAAUUCUUAUUAUAAUUUUCUUUCAAGUCGCCCAAGCAAGUGGGGAAGACUGCUGCCGAGAUCAAGUCCGUGCAGGGAGGGAAACGGGUAGGUUGUAAAUGCGCUUUUGGGGGGGAGGAAACGGGGACAGUGUGCGCCUGGGAUAGUAACACUGAGUAAUAGAAAACUGCGGAGUGUGUAGCCCACUUACGGAGAUCACAGGAAGAGAGUGGAACAAAAGAGGCUGCUUGUUUUUGUUCUGUCUCUGAAGGCCUACUGUAAAGCCGUCAUGGGCCUCUUGUGGUUGUCCAGACUAAUCCUGAUCAUCCUAGUCCUCAUCCCUCAACCGUCCCUGGGAUGUCCCUCCGGCUGUCGCUGCUACAGCCUCACAGUGGAGUGCGGAUCUCUCGGGGUCAAAGAAAUACCACAGGGUAUCCCUUCUGUCACCGAGACCAUUUUCCUCCAGGACAACGCUAUUGUGCAGAUCCGUCUUCAGGACCUGACUCGCCUCGGCAGCCUCCAUUAUCUAUACCUCCAGAACAACAGCAUCUCAGCCCUGGAGCCUGGGGCUUUUCUCGGCCAGGGUCAGCUGCUGGAGCUGGCUCUCAAUGGUAACCUCAUCCACCUGGUCACCCCUGACAUGUUUCGGGGUCUAGAGCACCUAAGGAUCCUGUACCUCGCUGGCAACCAGAUCACUCGAGUCCAGGACCACACCUUCAGAGGACUACAGCGUCUGCAGGAGCUCCACUUGCAAGAAAACAGCAUAGAGCUGCUAGCUGAGCAAGCUUUGUCUGGAUUGUCAUCUCUGGCCCUGCUGGACCUCAGCAGGAAUCACCUCCGCACCCUGGGAGCCUCAUCACUCAAACCUCUUGUCAGCCUGCAGGUUCUCCGUGUUACAGAGAACCCAUGGCGCUGUGAUUGUGCUCUUGGCUGGCUGAGAACCUGGAUAAGUGAAGAAGGACAGCGUCUCUUGAGUUCUGCAGAGCAGCGUCGGCUUAUGUGCUCAGAACCUCCUCGCCUCUCCCACCUUAGCCUGGUGGAGGUACCUCCAAACAGUCUGGUCUGCAUCCCUCCCGUGGUGCAGCUCGAGCCAAGCCACCUUACGGUUCGCCUAGGAGAGAGCCUCCGAGUCUCCUGCCAGGCCUCGGGAUACCCACAGCCUCAAGUGACUUGGAAGAAAUCCUCCCAUGGCAAACCACAGCUGUCACCUCGAGGCCUGGUUCAAGAGCUGGGACCCAACGGGGAGCUGUUCAGGCCAGGGGCCGGAGGAGUGGUGACAGCCUUGCCUAGCAGUGGAGGGAUCAAGGUGGGAGGUGUUGGAGGAAUCCAUGGGCCUGUGCGAGGGACUGAGGAGGGUGGCGAGAGGGACAGCUUUGAUCCAGACAUGGGCAGCGGCAUGCUGUUCCUCAGCAAUGUGACUGUAGCACAUGCUGGGCGCUACGAAUGUGAGGCCUGGAACCCUGGUGGUGUGGCUAGGGUUACUUUCCACCUAGCAGUCAACAUGUCUACUUCCUCCUAUUCAUCCCAGUUCUGGCCCCGUUUGAACACUCACUCCUAUGUUUCCUCUUCGUCUAACUCCUUCUAUCAGCCUGAGGCUGUGGAUGUAAGCCAGGAGCCUCUGUAUGAGCAGGACAGCAUGGACUUCAAUGCCCUGGGCCCUGCCACACAGACAGCUAUUGCUGUUGGCAUCUCCUUGCUGGCACUCACUGCUGUCCUCCUCUUGAUUAUGAUCUACACCCGUCACCAGCAGUAUCAGAAAGAUGACACUGGCUCCUACUGCACGAGCAAGGAAGAGAGCAUCCUCUAUGUGAACGACUACUCCGAUGGACCUACCACCUUUGCGCAGCUGGAGGAGUACCGAGAUGAUCACGGCCACGAGAUGUAUGUACUCAACCGAGCUAAGCCAGUCCUGGGUUCCACUUCAUCUACGUGUCCCAUAAUGAGUGGGUUUGUCCAACAGAACGGCAUGAAAGAGGCUCUCCUAGAUCAUGAAAUGGUUCAUACUCUAACACGAUCGGGGGGACUGGGGCUUCGCAGAAAUCCAGCAGACGGAGGAGAGGGGCCCCUAACAACAGACCCCGAAGAGCUCUUCCUCAGUCAGAGUCUCCUCUUUGGAUCACAGGUUGCCUAUGAGAUCCACUGCUAAGGAGCUAUUAUUGUGAUCUGGCAUGAAACAACAUGUUGAUGGACUUUUAAUUAAAGACUUUAAUGGAAAUCACCUUGGUGCAAUGAUUUGAAGCAUCAGAUUAUUAUCUGGCCUUCAAUAGAGGGAGAACUGUCAGUUAGUCGUUUCUGGGGGACACCUGGUUCACAAGUGGCCUCCCAGAGAUGUUCUUGAUUGAUUGUAUGGCACUCAGAUGGGUCAGGGUUAAGAAGACUGAUGAUUAAAGGGGAAGCAACAAACGAACCACACCUUUCUGUCUCAAAAUCAACCCUUUAAAGAUAACUCUAAGUGGCUAACCUUGUCAGACAUGUUUAGUAUGACAGUUACACUAAAAAGAGGCUGAAACUGUGCAGCACAAAGUGUCUGCUUUAAUUUCAUUUCUUUCUUUAUGCUUUGUUUUCCGUGUUUUGUCUGUGUUUUGUGUAAAAUAUGACAAAGCUAAUUCUCACUGUGAAGUACAGUUGUGCUGUGAAUCCUGCUGCACAUCCCAUUAGAAUUAGGCCUAAAGCAAUCCUCUUACUGAAACUACAUUAGCAUUACCCAUAUGUGUGAGUGGGUGUGGGUAGGUGGAUUUGUUUAUAGAGGUUCAUGCAGCAGCCAGUCUUUUUUUUUUUUUUUUUAAUGUUUGUAUCAUAGCAUUGUUUUUCUUGAUGUUAACAUGUUGUGUUAUUUUAUACCUGCUGACUGCAACAAUAGAACAAGGUAUUAACAUUUCUAAUGUCUGAAAUUGACUCUUUGGAAGAACUGGCUUCAUUAACAUUAGCCUGUAACAACCAUUAUGAUAAUA
Messenger RNA from Archocentrus centrarchus (flier cichlid), 3045 nucleotides. It is a transcript of the gene lrrc24, whose product is annotated as leucine rich repeat containing 24. Bases 384 to 2240 code for a protein of 618 amino acids. Gene Ontology annotation, molecular function: protein binding. NCBI's taxonomy places the organism in Eukaryota, Metazoa, Chordata, Actinopteri, Cichliformes, Cichlidae. The record is from RefSeq and is a predicted model, not a curated record. The transcript has 6 exons.